AAAAGAGAUUUCAACUUCCGGAAAGAAUUGUGUUUCUCGUCGGUAAAUAAUUCACCUUCCUGGUUUGAAGGCUACCCUGCCAGGAGGAAAUUCAAGUAUACCAUCUGAAGCAGAAUACAUCGACUGUGAGUGGAUCAUCAGGCAGUCUCCCUAUGUCAGGCCGAAACGGGUCUGCCAGUGAUGCAGACUGCCGGAUCUCUGAGGACUGCCAGGUCCCAGAUGUUGAGCUGAUGGAGCUGGGGCCAUUGUUGGAAGAGGGAGGGGCGCGGCAGGGAGUAUCCAAAAGUGUCCAUCCUGAGGGAGCCGCAAUGCUUGCUGAUGAGGAAGAGGAGGAUGAUGAGGUGGGUGAGGUUCUGACCUUACCGCUACAGGCUCACCAUGCUAUGGAGAAGAUGGAGGAGUUUGUACAUAAGGUCUGGGAGGGGCGCUGGAGAGUAAUCCCUUUUCAUGUCCUGCCAGAGUGGCUGAAGGACAAUGAUUACCUCCUGCACGGACAUCGACCACCCAUGCCAUCCUUCCGGGCCUGUUUCGGAAGCAUCUUCAGAAUUCACACUGAAACAGGAAACAUCUGGACUCACCUGUUAGGGCUGAUCUUAUUCCUGUGUCUGGGCACAUUAACCAUGCUGCGGCCCAACAUGUAUUUUAUGGCCCCACUGCAAGAGAAGGUUGUGUUUGGGAUGUUCUUCCUGGGUGCUGUGCUUUGCCUCAGCUUCUCCUGGCUUUUUCAUACGGUCUACUGCCACUCUGAGAAAGUGUCUCGCACAUUCUCCAAGCUUGACUACUCGGGGAUCGCCCUCCUAAUCAUGGGCUCCUUCGUGCCCUGGCUGUACUACUCAUUCUAUUGUUCCCCUCAGCCUCGCCUUAUCUACCUCACCAUUGUAUGUAUCCUCGGCAUUGCCGCCAUCAUUGUCGCCCAGUGGGACCGAUUCUCUACACCUCGUCACAGACCUACAAGAGCAGGCGUCUUCAUGGGUCUCGGACUAAGUGGCAUUGUUCCCACCAUGCACUUCACCAUUGAGGAGGGCUUUGUUAAGGCAACCACAGUCGGCCAGAUGGGUUGGUUCUACCUGAUGGGGGCCAUGUAUAUCACUGGCGCUGGUCUGUACGCAGCCAGGAUCCCUGAACGCUUUUUCCCUGGCAAGUGCGACAUCUGGUUCCAUUCUCAUCAGAUUUUUCAUGUUCUGGUCGUGGCAGCAGCGUUCAUCCAUUUCUAUGGCGUUUCCAACCUGCAGGAGUUCCGAUACGGCCUCGAGGGAGGAUGCACAGAUGACUCUCUGCUCUGAGAGGCUUGACUGUGACUUAAACUUUUCUCUAUAGCCCCCUCUUUCUCUCUCUCACACACACACACACAAACACAAAAUGCUGCUGGAAUUCAAAACGGUCACUUAUUCCUCCUUCUAUACUUCUGAUGUUUUUUAACAUCUUGUUUGGGUUUUUUGUGAUCUUUCUGCUUUGGCUCCUUUUUGCUUCAAUAAAGUAGCAUUAACUAGCCAAUGUACCAUGGUGGAAACAGGCGCUACUUGUUAAUAAAAUUGUUAUUAAGCUUAAAAUCUGCAUUUUCAGCUAAGAUAAAGGUGGGAUUUUAGCCCAAAAAAAGUCAUGUAUUCCUGAAACUGCAGCUUACUAGUACCCCAGCCACUUUGUCAUUUGUCACCAAUUUGUGCUGUAGAAAAAGGCACAUACUGUAAACCAUUCCUUUCCUAUUUUCCAUGGAAGCUAGUAGAUGAAUGUGCUGUCCAGCAAGAGUUUGGUGUAGAGCAACUGAAGACAGCUUAGCUGGUUGGGAGCAUCUAGUUUUCGGCAUGGUUGUCAGCACUUGUUUUUUGUUUUUGUUUGUCUGUUUUGGUGUGUGUACCGGCACAUAUUCAUUUAUCUGUUACAUAAGCCCACUCAGCAAUAAACCACAAGUUUAUCUGAAA
Pundamilia nyererei is the source of this 1919-nucleotide messenger RNA. RefSeq names its product adiponectin receptor 1a (gene adipor1a). The transcript has 8 exons. Gene Ontology annotation, cellular component: plasma membrane. The coding region runs from base 153 to 1283 and encodes 376 amino acids. Lineage: Eukaryota; Metazoa; Chordata; Actinopteri; Cichliformes; Cichlidae. The record is from RefSeq and is a predicted model, not a curated record. Gene Ontology annotation, biological process: adiponectin-activated signaling pathway. Gene Ontology annotation, molecular function: signaling receptor activity.